This is a messenger RNA of Cyclopterus lumpus (lumpfish), 3938 nucleotides long. It is a transcript of the gene asphd2, whose product is annotated as aspartate beta-hydroxylase domain containing 2. NCBI's taxonomy places the organism in Eukaryota, Metazoa, Chordata, Actinopteri, Perciformes, Cyclopteridae. The coding region runs from base 732 to 1841 and encodes 369 amino acids. The transcript has 5 exons. The record is from RefSeq and is a predicted model, not a curated record.
UUUCCCAGUGGAGCCUCGGUAUUUACAACAAUAUUGUCUGAAGCCUAUCCCGGCGCUGCUGUCCAUCACAGACAGACAGGGAGUCAACCCGUCGUGGGACAGCUUUCUUAUUUUUCCCUCGCGUGCGAUGGCUGUCGGUUCCUGUUAGGACUUCUUUUGUGCAUUUUGGAGAUAUUUCCUAUCAUGUUGGCGAGUGAUAUCUGUCUACCUUGUGCACUGCAGUGGUGCGCAGCUUCGCCCGGAGAAACACCUGUGCGCCUCCUCUCCACUGGCCACAAUCAUGAAUGUUGAGUAGAUGGCUUCGCGGUUGGGUUUGAUGGUCCUUAAAGCAGCGGGGGGAUGUGGCGGCGUCUUGUUGCUGUCAGACAGGAUGUAGGGGAGGAUCUAUUGGAGCAGGAUUACCCGACCAUUUUUGGGAACAGAGAACCCUUAGGCGCGGUGUCUGUCUGCAUUUGUCUGAAAGAAAGAGAGCGGGAGCAGCACAAAUACCGCACAGCCAGGAAACAUGCAAGGAGAGACCUUCCCCCGUUGCAGACUGGUGAAAUGUCAGGACUGAAGAGCGAGUGUGUCAGAUCAAAUCAGCAGACUGUUUACAAUACGCGGGGCGAUAAGAGCUGCUUGACUCUAGACUCACUAACGCCCUGUGCCUGGUUUAAAGCCAUCACAAUCAAGAACAGACCUGUUAACUAAUCUUUCAUCCGUCAGAUUCAGCCAUCCAGAGCUGAGCCGAGAUGGAGUGGUCACUAGAGAAUGUGAGGGAGAUCGUAGCUGGAGGGAUGCAAUCUAUAAGGGAGUGUGAGAUCUGUGCUUUCGCAAUAGCCAUGUGUGUGCUGCUGCUGUUCAUGUGGUAUUGUUACAGGGUGGGCCGGGAGCAUGGCUCCAGCCCUCUGCGUGGGAGGUAUCUGGCUGGGCCCAGCCGAAUUGGAGGGGUGGUGGGGGGCUUCAUGAGUUCAGACUGCCGUGGCAGGGGCAAAGUGAAAAAUGGAUCAAUGCUCGAAGAGCAGAACGGCUUCGCCUUCUGCCAGUCGUCGGAAUGCUUCCGAUGUACCAGCGCCGGCGAGAGUCUGAACCAGAGGCUCUACCACAGCCUGCAAGAUUAUGCCAAGCGCUACACCUGGUCAGGUAUGGGCAGGGUGCACAAAGGAGUCAGAGAUCAAGGCCGAUACCUCAACAGUCGACCGACCAUCCAGCGACCAGAGGUCUUCUUCCUCCCAGACCUACCGUCAGCUCCUUUCUUCUCCAGAGAAGUACAGAGACACGAUGUGGAGCUGCUGGAGCAGAGCUUCCCCGCCCUUCUUGCUGAGUUUGAGAGCAUCUACCAUCAACCUCCAGCCCGCAACGGCUCCUCCCUGCCACCAGGAUGGAAAUCCAACAUCACUCCUCGGGGGCAGUGGUGGACCUACUACCUGGUCAACCAAGGCACCCCUCUGGUUCUUAAUGUCAGGAGGUGUCCGCGGGCCUGGAGGGUGCUGAGCCAGCUCCGCACCUUUAUUGCCAACAACGUGUUUGGAAACGCCUGCUUCUCAGUGCUGACGCCUGGAGCUCUGAUCACCGAGCAUUAUGGUCCAACAAAUGUCCGGCUGCGCUGCCACCUGGGUCUUAGAGUGCCCCCUUCCUGUGAGCUUGUAGUUGGUGGAGAGCCACAGUGCUGGUCUGAGGGCAGCUGUCUGCUUUUUGAUGACUCCUUCCUCCACAGGGCCUUCCACGAGGGCGGCGCAGAGGACGGCACCAGGGUGGUCUUCAUGGUAGACCUCUGGCACCCCAAUGUGGCCGCUGCAGAGAGACAAGCCUUGGACUACAUUUUUACUCCAGGCCGCUUAGAGGACAAGGAAGGGAAAUAGGUGUGAGAGAAAAACCAUGUCUGACCAAGAGACAUCUGCUGUUUAGGGAAGUGUCUGUAGGAUUGGGGAGCAACUCUUUUUCUGCCUCCAGACCAGCUCAUUCACUGUGUACAUAUUCUCCGUCUCAUACAGUUUCUUUCAUAACUCUUCUUAGCGGAUGACUAAGCAUUGGGCCUCUUUUAUCAAAACUUACUCUGAGCACAAUUGUUCAAAUCUUAAAAUACAGCCAUUUUAUGAAUGUGUGUUAACAUGUGACUUUAGCUUGUCGGUAGUUAUUUUAUUUUUAAUAUAUGAAUCUUCAAUGUAUUUGCAUAUGUAGAAUAAUGUGACUGAACAGGAAACAAUAAUAAUUGCCCAACAAGCAGUUCCCAUCAAAUGCAUUCUUUUCACAUUUUCCAACUUUGGGCCAAUUCUGGAGCAAAAUUAUUUCCAGAUAAGAUUAUUUUUAAUUUUAACAGAUAUGAUGAAUGGAUCUUUGCGAGCCAAAAAUAAUGUGCCAGCCUCUUGUUGUUAUGCUUCUUGGUCGGUCCGUAGACCAACCUAUUCUAUUCUCUACACAUGAACUGGAGCCAUUGAGUAAGCGUUUGUUGUCAUCAAAAUGUUCCUACUUACUAAACAUUUAGUGUAAAGAAAUUUUGGUGGUAUUACUUUACAUCUAAUGCCAAUUAUUUUAAACUCACUGUAACACCUGCAUACAUUUCCCCCAAGGGCUAAAAGAAAAGAUCAUUCAACUUUUUAUCUUCUAAACAUAUUCAGUCACAUUUUAAGAUACACAUUUGCAGUCAAACAAAAACAUGAUUGAUUGUCAGUGGAUAUGCAAAUUUUUCAUUUAAAAAAUACCCACUUCCGAAUGUGGGACACACUCUUGCCUCACGAGUGCAAAAUCUGAUUAAAGUGCUUAUUUACAUCAAAUCACAGCCAAGGUGACGCUGAAGGAUAUUUGCGUCUGUUGGAUAAUUGUCCACCUUCUGUUCAAAAGGUUGUCAAACACAUUGAACAAGAUAACAAUGUGUAGUUGCAUAGUGGCUUUACAAAUACUGAUUUAUGGUAAAUAAAUCAAAUUAUAAGAUAUGUAAACUAAUUGAAUUUCAUAAAGUGCUAUGUCGGUGUGAUAAUAGUAACUAAAGAUUGUGUUAAUUAAUUAAAUUAAGGCAUUUCUCGUGUCCCCUAUCAUAUUGGAAUUUGUUUUGAUAGAUAAGUGAUAACGGAGGUCCAAUGUUAAAAUCAUGACAUGACUUUUUACAGAAGCAGCUAAUGUCUCUGCCUGUGUGGUAGUUAAGUGUGCUCCCCUUGGAAAAAUCAACCCUGCUUUCAAAGACAUGGUUGGAUAAGCACACGUUAGGUCAAUUUGUGUGAGUGGGCCUGUGCUGUAACAAUGGAGGUGAAGCGUUUUUGGUAAAUUUACUAAACCCUUGUAAUUUGGUUGUAUUUGAUAUAAGGUUUGUAUUUCUGUAAAUAGGGUUGAGGUAAAAAAAAUGGAAAGGUCUGAGAUCAUUUACGAUAAUUGUCUUCAAUGCUAUAACUAUUGUGUUGUCAUGAUUUACAACUAAAAUGAUCACAUUUCAUUCUCCGUUACAUGAAAUCAAUUUUGAUAGAUUCAAUUUGUAGAUUCUGUAAAUUGCUUGAAAAUGAAGUACUAUCUCUGUUGUUAUGUGAUAUAUUUAUUUUUAAUCAAUCUGUAAUUUUGCAGUACCAUAUUAUUAUCAAAGCCACAAUCCUUAAGUCUUCAACAGCACUUCAUGGAUAUAUGUGCACAAAGGGUAGUGAAAAUUUAACUUCAGCAGCUUUACAGGUCCAUUGCAAUUAAAGAUACCCAUCUAUUCAAUUAUAAUGUUUACAAAAUGAUUUAGGAGAUGUACAACAUCGGCCAACACAGACACUCACAUUGAGCUGUCCAGAAUUAGAUUGAAAUCAAAAGUGCUUUUAAUCCACUUACGAGUGUGAAAACUGUCAUCCCCAAAGCAUUGCUUCAUAUGUGUAUGACGGGGCAACCAUUUUGUUUACAUUAGGAUUAAGGAUUUGUCCUUUAACGCAUUCUUGUGUGGAUUUUGAACAGUAUUUAUGUACAUUUAAUAAAUGGUCGAGUAUCUUAUUUAA